CUAUCUGUACUGCGUAACCGAUAUUCGAGCUCUAACACAAAAUGACAAAGCUGAGCAGCGACCCCACUUGGUGGUAUGCUGAAACUGUAGGGUUGCUGGCACGGCUCUUCAACGUUGUCAUGCUUUGUUAUCAAUUAUGAGCGCGCGCAAGCCAGCUCGCCUGGCUAGGGGCAAAAGGCGCCCAACAGCCUAACGGGAGGCUAUGGCCGUCAAGCGGCUAUGGUGCUGCUUUAAUGGUGGCGCCGUGGACCAGGCCUUCAAACCGCUUGGAGAUGGCAGUGCGCACUCAUAUGCGAGGAGGACUGAAGAAGCAGCGGCAGAGCCUGUUAAGGCACCGCAGGCCUCACGGCUGCCAGCAGCUGCGGCGUCCAGGGGCUCAUCUGAUUCGGAGCCCGGGCCCGGGUCUGGCCGGUUGUCGCCGCGUGGCAGCCCCCCGCGCCCGCAACCGCGGCUGCGCACGCUGCCAGCCCCGCCCGCGGGAUCGCGUGCUGGAAGCACGCUGUCCGCCGGGCCCUCCGUGUCAGGCCACACCGCAUGGUCCGCAGCAUCCUCAGAGGGCCACCACCUCGGCCCCUCGCCCAGCCGCCUUAGUGCCGCGAGCCACCCCCACGCGAAUGGCAGCCUCAGCACUGCCCCGGUGUCCCCAUCGCCCGUCAGCCAUAGCGCCGGAGUCACCUCCCCGCUGCUUGGCGCCAGCCGCUCGCGUGGCGCUGGCGGCAUCUCGGCUGUGCCUCCACCGACUUCCCCAGUAUCCAGUAUCUCAGGCAACGGGCCGAUACCAGGUACUAGCCGAGCUGGCAGCGGUGUGGCCAACGCGCUGUCAGGGGCGCUGCGCGCGCUCAAGCGCCACGGCACCAACAUCGGCACCAAGGCGCCUUCAGACCGUGCCAGCCUGCAGCGCAUCACGGGCGGCGGCGGCGCGCCGCUGAUCAGCAGCGUGCCGCCGCCGCCGCCUGGGCUACACCGCUCGCCGUCCGACAUCCGGCAGCACCUGCAGUCGCAGGCGCCCAAGCGCUCCAUCCUCAAGCACACGUCUACCGGCCGCACUCUGUCGCAUUCCCGGCUGAGCCGCUCCUCGAAAAGCAUUGGCGCCCGGCCCCCGGGCGAGUCCGCCGUGUCGUUCCAGGUAGCGGACGGCGGCGGGGAGGAGCCACACGACACAGCGGCAGGCGGCGGCGACGGCAGUGACGCGGAGGCGCCGCCUGUGCGGCGGCGCGGCUCGCCAGCGGGCGGCGUGUCCUUUCGACUGGUGGAGGAAGGCGACGAGGCGGGCGGCAGCGGCGGGAGUGGGAGUGGCGGCAGCGAUGGCGCGGUUGGGCAUGAGGCGGAGGGCGCUGUCAGCCGGACUGUGUCACGCCAGCGGGGCAGCAAGUCGGUGCGGGUGGUGGUGCCCGAGGACGGCCCAGACGCUGAUGAGUUGCGGCGAGCGGCUGAGCUGGCGGCCGUGGGCAUGUCGGCGGCGGCGGAGGCGGCAGCGGCGGCUGCGGCUGCGCGCGCUCCGGCGGUGGCGGUGAAGCUGCAGGCGGCAGGCGGUGGCGCGUCCAACGACGACAGCGAGGAUGACGAAGAAGAGCAGAUUGGCGCAUCGGCUGCAGCUGAGGCGGCGGUCCGGAGGGCUAUGCGCACUUCCACAGGCGGCCUGACGGGGCGGCUGGUGUCGCCAGCGGCGGCGGGCUCGCUGCCUGCGCGUGCGCGAUCCCUUGGUUGUGCUGCAACGCCGCUGGAGGUGUUUGAAGCUCCGCGCGCCGGCAGUACCACCCAUAGCUCCAGCAAGCAGCAGCAGCAGCAGCGGCGCGGUUGCGGCCCUGCCCGUGUCACCACCUUCCUACGCCCAGUAUUCGGCGGGGGCGGCGCCGCCGGCGCUGCUGCGGACGGCAGCGGCGGAGGCGAGCACGGGGCAGGCAUUGCACCGACGGCAGUGGCGGCGGGGCCGGCCGCGGCCGCGUCUCCCUCUGCCUCGGUACCCGACGCGGUCGUGCGCUUCCGCCGGCCCCUGUCUCGCUCCGCCUCCACGUCAUCCCUCAACACCACCAUUGACGGCGCCGUCGCUGCGGCGGCCCCUAGCAUCGACGGCAGCGCCUUCACUCGCCACGCCGUUGACGACAGCGGCUCGACCCAGCCGUUCAUCUCGGUGACCGGCGGCGGCGCCACAAGUGCCGGCGGCGCUACAACACCAGAUGACGGCGGCUUCGCCGCUUCUGCGUCCCGGUUCGGGCCACGCGGCGGCACCGGCGGCCAUAAACUGAUGUCCAUGCAGUCGGUCAUGGAGCAGCACCGGGGCCAGGAGCUGCAGCGGCUGGGCCUCGGCGGUGAGCGGCUGGCCGACGCGGGCGACGCCAGUGUCGGCAACAGCUUGGACGGUGGCGCGUUGGGGUUGGAGCUGCCGGAGCCAGGCGCGGUAUUGCCGGUGCGGUACGGCUUGUCGGCCGGCGAGGCUGCGGCGCAGGACGUUGUUGUUCCUGCUGCUGUGGGAGCAGCGGCGCCUGCCGGCGAGCAGUCGCUGCUGCGAGAGCUGGCGGCGGAGGCGCCGUCCUCGGGCUUCUUCCUGCGCGCCAGCCACGCCAGCAGCAGCAGCCCCGGCUCCGGCGAGCUGCUGUCCGCCAGCCUAAGCGGCGCCGACUGGGUGGGCGCGCACCCGCACACGGGCGCCACCGCCGACACGCUGGUGAGCGGGCACAGCCACGUCAGCGGCGGCGGCGGUGGCGGCGGCUUGGCGCGCGCCCACGUUGCACUUAGCCCCGUGUAUCGGCAUUCGGACGGCUCAGAUGUCGGCGCCGCCGCCACCUCAAGCAGGCUGAGUGCACGGCCGCAGCAGGCGCUGCAUCCAGCACAUCAGCGCCCGUCGCCGGUGACCAGUCACCAUCGGCCGGGGUCCAGCUCGCAGCACCAACACCAGCAGCGCCGCUCCUCAGGUAAUGGCGGGGCGGCCAGCUCCCGCGGCAGGGACAGUGGAGGCGGGGCCGACGCAACCUUCGACCGCGCGAGCGGGGGCGGGUGUGGGCAGCAGGAGUCGGCGCCGUUAGUCGUGCUGCCUGGCGGCGGCCCCGACGUUGUCAGCGAGUCCGCGCAUGAAGGAGCUGCGGGAGCCGAGUCACGGGCUGCGUCGGCGGCGCAACUGCCACCCUUCACGCCGUCAACGGGCAGUGUAGCAGGGCUGCCCCCGGCGCUCAGCAGCGGAGGUGGCGGCGGCAGCGGGGCACUGCCAGGGCCUGGCAGCCGCACCGUGUCACACUCGCACAUACAGCUGCCGGCACCGCUGUCGUCAGCGCUGCUGACGACGCGCGGCGCGUCGCCGUCACCGUCGUUCUCGGCUCGAAUGCUGGCGGCGGCGACCGGCGGGCGCAUGGGGGCGACAGUUGUGCCGGCGCCCUCUCCGCUCUCGCCGCUGGGCGGCGGCAGUGGCGGUGGUGCUGGCAGCGGCCCAGGCACGGGGCCUGUGACUCAGUUGGGCGCGUCGCCGACGAUACUGCAACGCAAUUGUAGCAUGGCCGGCGCGACAGGACCCAGUCCGACGCUACCGACGGCGCCGCAUCGGCCCCUGCCGCACAUGGCAUCACCACUGCCUGCGGCAUCAACAGCAAACAGCCCCGCGGGUGGCGCUGUCCCGACUGCAUCCUCCGCAUCCGGCGGCGCUGCCGCCCUGGCGGCGGCAGCAAUGGCUGCGUCAAUAACGAGUCCGGCGGCCGCGCAGCCCCCUGCAAUAGAUGUGACGGCGAGGCAUGGGCACAGCACUGGGGCUACGGAGGGGCUCGGCACGCGCGUGCUCAGCCCGCGGCAGGACUCGGUCGUGCGGGUGCCUGCGCAGUUGGCCCGGGCUUUCUCGCUGUCGGCGUCGGAGGCGGGCCCGGCACCUGUGGGUGCUAAGGCAGCCGCAGGCGGUGCCGACGGUGGCGGCGCUGCCAGCGGCGCUGCCGCGACCAGCACGUCGGGUGCUGAUGGCGGCGGUCCCCCAGCAUCACCCUCGCGGCUGGCAUCGGCGUUGUCGUCGCCAGCAUUGGUGCCGGGCGGCCGCGGUGGUGGCUGGGGCGGCGGUGGCGGCAACUCCGCAGGCGCGUUGCCGCCUGGUCUGGAGGGCUGCCUGCAGUCCUCACGGCCAAACUCCCCGGCCUAUUGCACGCCGCCCGGCGCCUCUGGCGCCGGAGCAGCCCUGGCCGGCGCAACUACCACAACCACCAUCAGCAACGAUGCGCACGCCAAGGAUGGCGCAGCCGUGGGCUCAGCAGCCGAUGACGGAGGCGGGGGAGGCGGGGGCUCCUUCCUCGCUGGGCGGUUCGGCAUGGCGGGCUCGUGGCGGCAGCUCGCCAGCCCGCUGUCUACGCUGCGCGCAGUGCUCGCCGACGGCGGAUCGCUGGGAGGCGGCGGGAAUGGCGGCCACGGCAGCGGCACGGGCAGCCACGCGGGCAGCAGCGGCGCCGUCAGCAGCGACUACGACAACAGCUCUUCGGCGUUGUCGCCGCCGCAGUACCAGCAGGCGCAGCAGCUGCAGCGCUCGCCGGGCUCCAUGGCUGCUACUGGGCACGACUCCAGCGGUCACACCCUGUUGUCACGGCUCAGCAUCCGGGUAGCUCCGCCCACCAUGUCCACGCAGGGAUGCCACCAACACAUAAGUCCCGUUGGCGGCGGCGGCGGUGGCUCCGGCCCGGGAAGCGGAGUUGGUGGCGGCCGCCGCCCCGGCACACCGACUGCCGGCGGCAGUCGGCUGGCCAUGGCUGUGCCGCCGUACGCCGCGGAGAUGGAGGCGGCCGGCUCCAGUGCUUGUGACGCGGGCGGCAGCGGCGGUGGGACGGACUCGCUAAGCCCCAAGUCGCCGGGCAUGGGAACCGGCUUGCAACCAGACACCAGCCUGCCUGCCCGCACCGGAGGCAUGGGCGCAGGCGCAGGUGGUGGGGGCUCAAGCGCCAGCAGUGUGCCUCACGAGUUGCUAGCCCGGCGCAAGCGUGGGUCGGCCACCGGCACGGAGUACGCAAACUACAUGGCCGCCAAAGUGGCCGGUGCCUCCGGUGCCGGCGGCGGCGCCGUCAGGAACGGCGGCGCGGAGGCCGCAUCCGACGGCAGCGCCUCCGCUCGCGGCGGUUGCCGCAAGAACCGGACGAUGAGCACCGGCGGCACCAGCCUGACCGGCCGUGCCAUGUAUGCUCUGGAGUCAAUGGCGGCGAACCUAGGCUUCACGCGGCGCUCGGUGCCCGGCCCGGUGCCCGGCAGUGGAGAAGACACUGCAGGGAACAGAGGUGGCGGCGGCCGCGGUGGCAGCGGCGGCGGCGGCGGUGUAGCAGCGGCACUGCCGCGCUCGCCGAGGCCGGUGGUGGGCACGGGCUGGGACAGCAGCGAGAUGGUAGAGGCCCUGGGCGGUGAUCUCGAGGCGCAGGGGGACGAGUUUGCCGUGGAAGUCCUGAACAUGUCACCUCGAAAACCGGCUCCGGCCGUGCCUUCCGGCUGGGCCGCACCCGGCAUCAGCGCCAGCGGGAUGCUUGCUGUGGCCAACGCUGCCACAGCCGCGGCAACGGCCAGCAUCGCCCUUGCCGCAAUGAGCCCUGCGGGCCCGCGGCCACGAGCAGGGUCCAUGCAGGGAGUGAUCUUGCACCCCAGAAGCCCCAGGGCCGCCCUGGGCUUGGACCGCAGUGCCCGCGGCUUUGAGCACCUGCACGGCGGCGAGGAGGGCGGACAGGGCGGCUGGGGGCUGCGAGAGGAGGAGGAGGACGUGCUGGGCAGGUUGGAGGGAGAGGAGGCCGGCAGCGCCAAGGCAGCUGUGCGCAUACCAUCAGGCGCCGCGCUACUGGCAGCAGGGCCAGCAGCUGCAGACGCAGGCCACCCAUCUACGCCGCGCUUCGGACGCCGCGCAGCGGCCGCGGCCGCAUUCGGCAGCAGAGGUGCCAGCGGGAGCCCCGUUGCGGCUGGUACGGCGUCAGGCUUGCACGCGACGCCGCGUCACAGCCUGCAGCUUUCGUCCGCGCUGCGCCGGGCGCCUACCCUGCCAACCCGUGGCGCAGGCGGUGACGGUGCAGCGCAAGGAACACAGUCGGUGGUGGCGGGGGGCGCGUCAGCGGCUGCACUUGUCCCGCGGUACUCCACACCCGGCACAAGCUUGGCGUAUGCAGUAAUGGCGCAAGGCCGGCUGAGUGGCAGCGGCGUCAGCCCCGGUGCAGGGUCGCCGGUCGCAGCCAUGGUGGGGCCGCCGCCACCGGAGCGGCUUCGGCGGGAUUCAAGUCGUCUGCUCACAGACUGGACGGCAGCAGGCACUGCAGCGGCAGCCAGCGGUGCUACUGGCGGCGUAGGCUUGGACAGGGCUUCGGCAGCAGCAGCACGCAUGGUUACGGUUGCUGCAGCAGCUGCGCCAGCUUCACAGGAUUCCGGGCCAGACGGCCAUAACAGCGGAAACGUGAACAUGCAUUUAGACCCGAGUCUGGAUCAGAGCCAAAGCUUGCUUGGGCCGCUGCCAGGGGCAGUGUCAUGAGCAAUUGAUCGGCGCAUCAACAGCAGGUAGCUUCGUCAAAGAACAUGUGUACGAUCGUCCCUGGCAUAGGGCAAGUUUGCCACUGCCUGAUUCCCUAAAUUCAUGUGCUUACUGAUGUCUCUAGGCUAGCAUAACGUGAUGAUAACGAUGUGAGGCGGAAGGCGUACAUCAGUACGUACGCAUUUGGGCAUACUUGUUUCUUCUUGACGCAUCAGUGAUGAAUGCGGAGAGCCACCACGCCGAUUACAGCAGCUUACGAGGACGCGGUUUGGCAUUUGAGCGCACUGCACGAUGGUAAGGACGGCGGUGGCGCUGCAACAUGUGCCACUAGCGUGAUCAUCGUCCAAAUGCAAGCACGUACUCCUGGUUUGCAUAGCAUGUUCAGGAGCAACCAGAUUGAGGUCAGCCGGUGCCUGCUGGUUUGGGGCAAGCGGGGAGCACAGCAAGUAAUGGGCAACAGUAGCAGUGUGUCGGCUGCCUGAAGCAAGGCUGUUUGAAUGGGAGCUGUAGUGCUCAGCCACGGAAACCUGCCUGGCGGUGCUUGUCAAGACCCGCCCCGGCUAUGUUUUGUCAAGUUGCCAUGCCCAGCGCCGCAGCCGCCUGCAUCUUGUAGGGCUGUCGCGAUCCAGCAGUGACCCGUAGACGACUCACACUGCACGACUGACGCUACAGCUGGUCCCCAAUCGCCUGACCGCGCCUCGGUCACCGCGGCGUGGAGAUUUGAAGCAAUGGAGCCUUGACCAUUCAUUGACGUGCUUGAAAAAACGCAACACGCACAUGGGACCAUUAUAUGAUCCCAU
Molecule: messenger RNA, 7251 nt
Organism: Chlamydomonas reinhardtii
Lineage: Eukaryota; Viridiplantae; Chlorophyta; Chlorophyceae; Chlamydomonadales; Chlamydomonadaceae
Exons: 4
Coding region: 203-6451 (2082 amino acids)
Source: RefSeq, a predicted model, not a curated record